UGGCGCCGACACAUCUGUCCUUAUUUGUAGUCCGGGCUAGUGUAUUGUUUUCAUCCACAUAAAAGUCAACGAUAUGAGGUUUGGACUUUUAUAAAACUUCGUCGGCCGGUCGCCGAGUACGUGAUGGAGUUCUGACUUUUUCCUCCGCGAAGCUCGCAAUCGCCCAACUUAGUGAAGUCGCCGCGCUAACUAGCUCGCUAAUGCUAAUGCUAAUGCUAAUGCUAACGCUAGCCAACCAGCGCCGUUUGGAUGAAGCCUCGUCGGGGUCGAUUGUGUUUUGACAACAGUCGCCCGCUAACCAAGAGAAGAACAAGCCAACAUGGCGGUGGCCCCUUCCGCCCUAGUGGACAAAAUCAUCGUCUUGGACUACGAUGAAGAGGACAGCCCUCGACCGUCUUUCUCUGCUUCUCGGGAUAAAGCCAGAGCGGUCUCUCACCUCCGAGUUCAGCAGCCCGCCCCAACCCACAUCACGCAGUCCCCUUUCGCUUUGGCCAGCAAGCAGAAGCACGUUCUUCAGGCAGAGAAUGAAAAGUUAUUUUCUGAGUUUGUGGAUCACUGCUCCACCAUGACAGAGGACUGCCCCCAAGUGUUGACCUUCCUCCAAACCAAGCACGCCAAAGCCUGUCCGGUCUACUUGUCAUCCGUGGAGUUCCGCAACAGCUUGGGCCGAUGUUUGACCCGCGUUCAGGCGAACCGCUCCAAGACCUUUGUCUACAUCAAUGAACUGUGCACGGUGCUCCGGCAGCAUGCCGACAAGCGGAGGCAGACGCUGAGCGCGGUUGAGGCCGCCCCCUCUACCUCGGCAUCCGAUUGUCUACCGUCUACCUCGGUCGGGUGCCCAAGCACAAGCCGGAAGAAAGCGGAGAUGAGUGAGCAGGAAGUAGGCGGAGAAGAUGAGAAGCCUUCCACGUCAGGCCUUCAGGAGGAUGAGCAGAAGGCAGAGAAAAGGGCGACGAGGGCGUCCAGGAAGCAGAUCGCGUACCUGGAGAGGCUGCUGAAGGUCUACAACGAGGAGAUCUGCCAGCUUCAGCGGGCCGAGCUGACUUUAGACGACAUGGGGGCCGAGGACUCCUCGUACAUCCAGGAGCACAAGCUCAAGCGCAAGAUGAUGAAGAUUUACGUGAAGCUGUGUGAGCUGAAGGGCUGCGGGUCGCAGACGGGCCGAGUCAUCGAGCAGAAGAUUGCCUACCGGAGCACACGCUAUCCUGAGAUCAACAGGAGGAUUGAGCGUUUCAUCAACAGUCCCGAGGUCCUGAGGAACCCGCCCGACUACCAGGACAUCCUGCAGCAGGUUCUGCUGGCCAACAAGCGCCACAACCUGUGCCUGAGCAGGAAGCAGCUCAACCAGAUCGCCCAGGAGGCUUUCAGGGAGACCGGCAGCCAGAUCCAGGAGAGGCGCCACCUGGACCUGGUCUACAACUUCGGCUCCCAUCUGACCGACGGCUAUGUGCCCGCCAAAGACCCGGCUCUGAUGGACCCAUCGCUGCUCCGGAAGCUGCGCUCGAACCGUGAAGUGGCUCUGAGCCGCCUGGAGGACGUCAUCAGCAAGUACGCCGUCCAACAGGAGGACACGGAGGAGCAGGAGAGGACGCGGCGGCAGGGUAAAGACGGGAAAGAGGGUCCAAAGGCAGAAGGAAGCAAAGCAGUCAACGGAGUGGCAAAAGAGGAAGAAGAGGAGGACGAUGAAACGGAUGUGUCUUCAGACCCAGACAUUGAGGAAGAGAUCCAGGCCAGCACCCAGCAGGAUGGAGCGGAUGACGACAAUGAGGACGACGACGUCAAUGAGGCAGAGCACACCAACAUGGAGGAGCAGACGCUGCCGCAAAGCGUCUCUGCUGCAGCGGUGGCAACGGAAAGCGUGAAAGACGAGGGCGACGAGGCGGUGACGAGUGGGCUCUCCCCCCUCUCGGACGUUAGCAAGUCGCUCAUCUCGCCGCUGUCGGACGUCACGUCUGCUGACGCCAGCCCCAGCCAGUCGGAGGAGCCCUCGCGCGCGCCCUUGGCCGACGGCGGCCUCGACUCAGCCGCCAAGGAGGUGGCGUCCUCGCAGACGCCCCUGCAGAAGGUGGGAAAGUGCAACUCGCCCAUUUCUAACGGCACCAGAAGCAUGAAGAGGAAGAGGACUGACGUGAGGAACCACAUCAGCUUCCACGAGAGCAAAGUGGACGUGCUACUGGACAUGGGCGCCAUCUGCGCGUCUCCACCGCGGGCCAACUGCAAACCAGCUGAGGCGUCCGACUGCGAACUUGUGAGCAGCUCGCAGUCGCCGCCUCCCAGGAAAAACAAGGUCGACGUUGCCACCCAGUGCGACCCUCAGGAGAUCAUCGAGCUCUCGGACUCGGAAUGACCUUUGUUCCCCGGCGGUGCCCGUCCUUCUGCUACAGCAUCAAAUAAAAUCCACACUUUUGUCUUUGAGCCUCUCGUUCUGAUGUGAGAUCAACUUCCUCUCAGGACACCGCGACACCUCUAUUUUUUUUUUAACAUCUUUAGUCACCAGCAGGGGGCGCAGCAACGCCAGUCGGUUUACCGGUUUACAUUUUCAUACUUUUUUUUUUUUAAGGUCCUGAUCUGCUGCUGUCAUCAUGGUUACACAGCACAUUUUUAUAAGUUUUCCACCUAUUUUGGUCUUGGGUCUCAUUUGAAUCUCCAGACCUGAGAGUAAAAAGGCUGCACUUGGCAUCUUUAGCGUAGCACAGAGAGCAGCAGCUAUUAUGAUUUUCAAUAUAAGUCCAGCCAGCAAACAUUCACCUACAAGAACCCAACGGUUUAUAUUUUCUACCACUUUGGUUGAAAUGUGUUUUGGAAAAGCUGCAGGCGGUCCACAAGCCUACUGGACUCAAAUGUUUGUAAUAAAAUUGUUUUUGGAAUAUA
Molecule: messenger RNA, 2871 nt
Organism: Dunckerocampus dactyliophorus (ringed pipefish)
Lineage: Eukaryota; Metazoa; Chordata; Actinopteri; Syngnathiformes; Syngnathidae
Gene: daxx
Product: death-domain associated protein
Exons: 11
Coding region: 320-2347 (675 amino acids)
Molecular function (GO): histone binding
Source: RefSeq, a predicted model, not a curated record